UUCAAUCGAUUUCAAAUUUUUGAUCUAUCGUCAAAAAAAUUAACUAAGUAUAUACGUUAAAAAAAUUGUAACACCGUACUAGUGUUAAAAAAUAUAAAAUAGAAAAAAAACACGAUAAUUACAGAAGAGUAAAAUCUAGAUAAGAAAUCGAACAACAUUGUCGUGCUUCUCAUUAGUAGUAAUCGCGACACUGCAAAGUAAACACAGCUCUGAUACAUAAAGCGAAUAAUGGAAGGAAUAAAUUUGAAAAAGUCAAAAAAUAUUUCUAAUUAUAGUCAAGAUGAUUCGGUGUGUUACCGAUCUUUUCUAUUUAUCCAACAAAUAUUUUUAAAAAUAAUUGGAUUGUUACCGUGGGCCGUAAGAACAGCUGGAAUAUUCCGCAAAAACGGAAGUGUUGAAAAUGGAAUUUUCGAAUGCGAUUUUUCACACGCCGGAUCAUGUUAUAAUAUUUUGUUAUUCUUUUUUUUGGUUGCGUUUAAUAUUUACAUUGGAAAUGGUAUAUCAUCAAUGGAAACUACUUCCCUUUCGACAUUAGAAAUAGUAUUAAUUGAACUUUCAUUCUUUACAACAUUGUGUAUAAGUGUAAUACCACUUUACUAUAUUAUUCGUCAAGAUUUGCUAAUAGGAGUUAACAUACGAUUGAAAAAUUUUGACAAGAAAUUAAAUAAGUGCGCAGAUUAUAAGCUAGACAUUAAUAAUAGCAAUGGUGUGAUAUUUACAGUCAAUUUCAUCAUGACCGGUUGCAUAUUAAUAAUAAGGCAAUUUUAUUACAAAGAUUUGGUAAAAGUACUAAUUGUAAGUUUUCCAUACUUUGUUGGUAGUUUUGUGAUCGUACAGUACGCAAUGUUUCUAAAUAUAAUAAAAACACGAUUCAAAAGUAUUAAUUCUACACUUUCAAAACUGGGGACUCCCAAAAGUAAAAUAUCGCUAUCACGUGAGUCAGUUAUUGGCGACAUUGCCGUGAUUAAACGAGCGUAUGUGGAAUUAUGCGAAAUAUGUGACGAUACCGCAAGAUUUUAUGGAAUUCCCAUCUUGGUUGCCAUUAUUAUUUUAUCUAUGAGAGAUAUAUUUAAUUUAUACCUGAUAAUUUCAGCAAUAAUGGGCAAUGGAGAAUUUAAUGUCAGAUUAUAUCAGACCGGAAUAUUCUCCGUAAGAAAUAUUUUUUUGUUCACGGUGUUGACUACUUAUGUCACAAAAAUAAUAAAACAGAACGAAAAAACGGCUACGAUUAUAAGUUUAAUCAUGGAUCGAUAUGCAAUGGAUGAUAAAAUAAAAGAAAAAUUGGCGAAAUUUUCCAGCGAUCUUUGGUAUCUGACCGUUGAAUUCACCGCUUGUGACAUCGUACCACUGGACCGUACUCUUCUAGCAGUUAUAACUGGCACAAUCGCAACCUAUUUGGUGAUUGUGGUGCAGUUUACUGCUCGCAAAUCUUUUAAUUAGUCAGUUAAAUUUUCCUAAAUCGGUUUGUCCAUUUUUUGUUUCUCAUUUAAAAUCGAUAUAAUAUUACUGGUGUGAUAUUCGCGUUUCUCAUCACUACUAUUCGAUUCAUUAUUAAUGCGCAUUCUCAUAAAUUAUAAAAUCUAAAUAUCAAAUUAUCUUUUUGUGCGUGUGCCCUUGUCUGUUAUCAUUAUUAUCUUCAUAUAUAUGCAUUGAACAAUUAAAUUUUUAAUAAUAAAUAACUUAAUUAUUUUUCUCGUGCUUCUGAUUAUUAGCAAUCGUGACCCUGCAAAGUAAACACGUAGCUCUGAUAUAUUAAUAAAUAUAAAUAUGAAGCGAAUAAUGAAAGGAAUAAAUUUGAAAAAAUCAAAAAAAACUUGUAAUUAUAGUCAAGAUGAUUCAGUUUGUUCCGGAUAUUUUCUAUUUAUUCAACAAAUAUUUUUUAAAGUAAUUGGAUUGUUGCCGUGGAACGUGAAAACGGCAGGAAUAUUCCGCAAAAACGGAAGGGUUGAAAAUGGAAUUUUUGAAUGUGAUUUUUCACACGCCGGAUCAUGUUAUAAUGUUUUGUUAUUUUUUCUUAUCGUUGCGUUGACUUUUCACAUUGGAAAUUAUAUGUCAUCAAUACAAAUUUCUGAGCUACCGACAAUACACGUAAUAGCAUUGGAACUUUCAUUUUUUUCGACAUUGUGUAUAAGUUUGGUACCACUCAUCUACAUUAUUCGACAAAAUUUGCUAAUAGGAGUUAACAGACGAUUGAAAAAUUUGGACAAGAAAUUAAAUAAGUGCGCAGAUUAUAAACUAGAAAGUAAUAAUAGCAACUGUGUGAUAUUUACUGUCAAUCUGGUCAUGAAAUGUUGCAUAUUAAUAAUAAGGCAAUUUCAUUACAAGAUAGUGGAAGCAGUACUAAUUAUAAGUUUUCCAUACUUUAUUAGUAGUUUUGUGAUCUUGCAGUACGCAAUGUUUCUAAAUAUAAUAAAAACACGAUUCAAAAGUAUUAAUUCGACACUUUUAAGACUGGGAACUUCGGAAAGCAAAAUAUCGCUAUCGCGUGCGUCAGUUCUUGAUGAUAUUGGAAGAAUUAAACGCGCAUACGUGGAAUUAUGUGAAAUAUGUGUCGAUACUGCAAGUUUUUAUGGGAUUCCCAUGUUGAUUGUUAUCAUAAUUUUAUCUAUGAGAGAUAUAAUGAACUUAUACAUGGCGGUUUUGGUAUUCAUUGGGCAAGGAGGAUUUGACAUAAAAAUAUGUCAGAGCGGAGCAUUUUUAGCAAGAAAUAUUUUCUUAUUCAUGGUAUUAACUACUAAUGUGACCACAAUAAUGAAGCAGAAUGAAAAAACUUCUAGGAUUAUAAAUUUGAUUACCGAUCGAUAUGAAAUGGAUGGUGAAAUUAAAAAAAAAUUAGCGAAAUUUUCCAACGAUCUUUGGUAUCUGACCGUUGAAUUUACCGCUUGCGAAAUUAUACCACUGGAUCGCACUCUUCUAGCAGUUAUCACUGGUACAAUCGGAACGUAUUUGGUGAUUGUCAUACAGUUUUAUGAUGAACCAUCAACUAAUUAAUCAAUUCAAAUUCUCUUAAUCGUAUUGUCUAUGCAAAUAUGUGCCUAUUUUUUACUUCGAUAUUUAAAUCAAUACUAAUAUUACUAGUGUGACUUUAAGCAUUCUCAUAAAUUAUAAAAUCUGAAUAUUAAAUAAUCUUCUUGUGCGUGUGCCCUUGUCCGUUAUCAUUAUUAUCUUCACUGCAUGCAUUAAACAAUUAAAUUUUUAAUAAUUCACCGCUUAAUUAUUUUUGUAUCGA
Molecule: messenger RNA, 3229 nt
Organism: Microplitis mediator
Lineage: Eukaryota; Metazoa; Arthropoda; Insecta; Hymenoptera; Braconidae
Product: putative gustatory receptor 28a
Exons: 7
Coding region: 1768-2991 (407 amino acids)
Biological process (GO): sensory perception of taste
Cellular component (GO): neuronal cell body; dendrite; membrane
Source: RefSeq, a predicted model, not a curated record